CGUUGACGACGCUCCUCCCUAGGUUGUGUGCCCGUCGGCCGCAGCCACGCCUCUGUUCGACAUGAGCCUCGUGGGGAGAGUGCCCUGCUCCAUGCUGAACUGCUUCGGUGAAGACGGGCCUCCCAGUCUGGAGUACAUCAAGGCCAAGGACCUGUUUCCCCAGAAGGAGCUGGUGAAGGAAGACGACAGCCUUCAGGUACCGUUCCCGGCGCUGCAGGGGGAAGGGGUGGAGUACCUGGGCCGUGCCGACGAGGCCGUCAUCGCCAUCUCCAACUACAGGCUCCACAUCAAGUUCAAGGAUUCGGUCAUCAAUAAGUACCCAGGUGUGGACAAUGCCAUAACUGUGCCUCUUGGGCUGAUAGAGAGCGUUGAAUGCAGAGAUAUGUUCCAGCUGCACAUCAUCUGCAAGGACUCCAAAGUAGUGAGAUGUCACUUCUCCACCUUCAAGCAGUGCCAGGAGUGGGUGAAGCGUCUGAACCGCUCCGUGGUGCACCCGUCGCGGCUGGAGGACCUGUUCGCCCUGGCCUACCACGCCUGGUGCCUGGGAGGCAGUGCCGACGACGAGGACCAGCACCUGCACCUCUGUCGCCCAGGCGAUCACGUGCGACACAGAAUGGAGAUGGAGGUGAGGAGGAUGGGCUUCGACACCCAGAACGCCUGGAGAGUGUCUGACAUCAACUCCAACUACAAGCUGUGCUCCAGCUACCCCCAGAAGCUGCUGGUUCCAGUGUGGAUCACCGACAAGGAGCUGGAGAGCGUUGCCUCCUUCAGGUCCUGGAAGAGGAUCCCUGUGGUGGUCUACAGGCACCAGAAGAACGGGGCGGUCAUCGCCCGCUGCAGCCAGCCAGAGAUCAGCUGGUGGGGCUGGAGGAACACGGAGGACGAGUACCUGGUGACCUCCAUCGCCAAGGCCUGCCAGAUGGACCCGGGGCAGAGGCCCCUGCCCGGGGCCCCGGGGGGCCGGCCCCGCGGGGAGGGCCCCGACUCCACCGACGGAGACUUCGACUCCUCUCUGACGGGGGGCCCUGGCGUGGAGGACAGCCCCGCUCGCCAGAAGCUGCUGAUCCUGGACGCCCGGUCCUACACGGCGGCCGUGGCCAACCGGGCCAAGGGCGGGGGCUGCGAGUGCGAGGAGUACUAUCCCAACUGUGAGGUGAUGUUCAUGGGCAUGGCCAACAUCCACGCCAUCAGGAACAGCUUCCAGGCCCUCCGAGCAGUCUGCAGCCAGAUCCCCGAUCCGGGAAACUGGCUCUCGGCGCUGGAGAGCACCCGUUGGCUGCAGCACCUGUCCGUCAUGCUGAAGGCGGCCACUCUGGUGUGUUCGGGGCUGGAGAGGGAGGGUCGGCCGGUCCUGGUGCACUGUUCCGACGGCUGGGACCGCACGCCCCAGAUCGUGGCGCUGGCCAAGGUCCUGUUGGACCCCUUCUACAGAACGAUAGAAGGGUUCCAGGUGCUGGUGGAGACGGAGUGGCUGGACUACGGCCAUAAAUUCGGGGACCGCUGCGGCCACCAGGAGAACGCGGACGACGUCAGCGAGCAGUGCCCUGUGUUCCUGCAGUGGCUGGACUGUGUGCACCAGCUCAUCAAGCAGUUCCCCUGCCUGUUUGAGUUCAACGAGGCCUUUCUGGUCAAGCUGGUGCAGCACACGUACUCGUGUCUGUACGGAACCUUCCUCUGCAACAACGCCCGCGAGAGGGAGGCUCGCAACAUCUUCAAACGCACCUGCUCCGUCUGGUCCCUGCUGCGCACCGGCAACAAGAACUUCCAGAACUUCCUCUACAUCCCCAGCCACGAAAUGGUGCUGCAGCCGGUGUGCCACACGCGGGCGCUCCAGCUGUGGACGGCGGUGUACCUGCCCACCACCUCGCCCUGCACCGCCGUAGACGACGCCAUGGGCCUGUUCCUGUCGCCGGGCGCCGCGGGCGACGAGCUCACACCCCGCCCCCUCGACAGGCUUCCCAAGACCCGCUCCAUGGACAACCUGGUGUCGGCGUUCGAGAACGGGGUGCCCCUGACGCGCACCUCCAGCGACCCCAACCUCAACAAGCACUGCCUGGAGGGCCGCGCCGCGCCCCCGCUGGGCUCCGGCCCCCCGGAGAGCCCCGGGGACGGGGGCUCGGACAGCGAGGACUCGGAGGUGGAGGCCGUCGUCAGGACCCCCCCGCGCUCCCCCAUGGAGUGUCCCACGGGCGGCGAGACGAGGCCCGCCCCCUGCCUCACCACCCAGCCUCUGCCCUCCCUCGCCCUCCCCUCCUUCCUCCCCCACGGCGAGCCGCUCCCGGCCCCCGUCCUGCAGCAGGCCCUGCCUCAGAGCAACGGCCUCCCCCUCCCGCCGCAGUCCCCCCCGCCCCGGCCUCCACCCCCGCCGCCACCGCCACCGCCCCUUCCUCAGGAGCCCCUCGUCGUCCCCUCCCGGGCGCUCGCCUCCCCCACGCACGGACCGGAGGCGGGCUCACCCCCGCCCCGUCGCACCACGGCCCCCUACACCUCCGCCCGCACCCCCGCUGCGAGUCUCCUCAACGGCCACUAUGAUGGCCACGCUGAGGACCUCUCCAACGGCGGCCAUGAUGGCCUCUAUUACGGCGGCCAUGAUGGCCUCUCUAACGGCCGCUCUAAAGCCCACGCUGAGGGCCUUUCUGGAGGCCUCUCUAAUGGCCACCGUGAAGGUCACCUUGAAGGUCAUCCUGAAGGUCACCCUAGAGGUCAUCCUGAAGGUCCCCCUGAAGGUCAUCCUGAAGGUCACCCUAGAAGUCACCCUGGAGGUCACCCUGAAGAUCAUCCUAGAGGUCACCCUAGAGGUCACCCUAGAGGUCACCCUGAAGGUCAUCCUGAAGGUCACCCUGAAGGUCACUCUGAAGGUCACUCUGAAGGUCACCCCGAAGGUCACUCUGAAGUCCUCUCCCCGGCCGCGCAGGAGUUGCUGGCCCUCAAGCGGCUGGCGCCCAUGGAGGACUCCACCGAGACGCUCACCGACGACGUGGAGGUGGUGCCGUACGAGGUGGAGGCGCCGGAAACGAACCGCGAGGACGGCCAGGGCCCGGGACCUGGGCCGCAUGCCCGCACCUCCCCACCCCCCAGGGAGAAGCCCUAUGACGAUGAAGUGGAGGAGGAGGAGGAGGUGGUGGUGGAGGUCGAGGGGAGGACGGAACCGAGCGUCGCCAAGGCGUCGGCGGCGUCGGCGGGCGCGGUGGUCGUGGCGACGCCCACGCCGGUGGACUCCGCCCACAUGGCGGCCCAGCGCCUGAUGUCCCGCAGCCCGUUGAGCGACCUGGCCCUGCUGGGCCCGCGCUGGGAGAGCGUCCAGGGCAUGAUGCAGUCCGCUCGCCGCAGCGCCAGCCACUCCGGCUUCUGCCGCGCCUACCAGCACCGCCGGCCCUCCGGCGCCGGCGCCGCCAAGACCCCCCGCUCCCAGGCGCUGGCCGUGUCCGUGGCCGGGCCCCAGUGCUGCUGCCGUGAGGGGGGACGCGCGGGGGCCCCCCCGCCGCCACAGGCCGGCUGGCUGUCGGCCCUCAGCCACGCCGUGCCCGGCGGCCACGCCCUGGCCGCCGCCGCCGCCGGCGUCUCGUCCUCCCUGGCGGCCCACCAUCCACUCCUGCCGGCCGCCCACCCCUCUCUCCCCGUGGGGCCCCCCCCCGCCGCGUCGCCGCCGCCGCCCCAGGCCUACCUGGACGACGACGGGCUGCCGGUCGCCAUGGACGCGGUGCAGCAGCGGCUGCGGCAGAUGGAGGCGUGCUACAAGCAGGAGGUGGAGCUGCUGCGGCAGCAGGUGCGCCGGCUGCAGAUGAAGCUGGAGAGCAAGCAGUACGGCAGCCCCCCCUCGGAGCCCGACCUGGACUACGAGGACGACAUCACCUGUCUGCGGGAGUCUGACAACAGUAACGAGGAGGACUCUCUGUCGUCCCAGAGCGAGGACCGUCUGUCUGAGGGCAGCUGGGACCGGGUGGACCAGAGGGACAUGGAGGUAACUCGGUGGGUGCCGGAUCACAUGGCCUCUCACUGUUUCAACUGUGACUCUGAGUUCUGGAUGGCCAAGAGACGACACCACUGCAGGAACUGCGGCAACGUGUUCUGUAAGGACUGCUGCCACCUGAAGCUGCCCAUCCCGGACCAGCAGCUGUACGACCCCGUGCUGGUGUGCUCCACCUGCCACGACCAGCUGCUGGAGUGCCGCCACCGCGACCUGCGCAGCCAGCAGCUCAAGAAGCCCAUCGCCACCGCCUCCAGCUGAGCACCGGGACCCCGCCCCCAAACCACACACGUCGUACACACCCACCACACACACCCGACCACGCCCCCGCCCGCCCGCGCAGAAGGGCGUGGCCUCGGGA
Messenger RNA from Gadus chalcogrammus (walleye pollock), 4328 nucleotides. It is a transcript of the gene mtmr4, whose product is annotated as myotubularin related protein 4. Lineage: Eukaryota; Metazoa; Chordata; Actinopteri; Gadiformes; Gadidae. Gene Ontology annotation, molecular function: phosphatidylinositol-3,5-bisphosphate 3-phosphatase activity; protein phosphatase binding; metal ion binding. Gene Ontology annotation, biological process: regulation of autophagy; dephosphorylation. The record is from RefSeq and is a predicted model, not a curated record. The coding region runs from base 62 to 4228 and encodes 1388 amino acids. The transcript is spliced from 19 exons.